This is a messenger RNA of Triplophysa rosa, 4078 nucleotides long. RefSeq names its product phosphatidylinositol-4-phosphate 5-kinase, type I, alpha, a (gene pip5k1aa). The record is from RefSeq and is a predicted model, not a curated record. The transcript is spliced from 16 exons. The coding region runs from base 314 to 2116 and encodes 600 amino acids. Gene Ontology annotation, biological process: phosphatidylinositol metabolic process. Gene Ontology annotation, molecular function: phosphatidylinositol kinase activity. NCBI's taxonomy places the organism in Eukaryota, Metazoa, Chordata, Actinopteri, Cypriniformes, Nemacheilidae.
ACGUCACUUCCGCUUGUUUCGGGAGGCUCGAUGAACGAGAACGCUUCCGUGCGAUUCAACGGGUUGUUUACUGUGGAUCGGCCCGUUAAAGUUGUAAAAACAACGAUUCCACGUUUCCCGUUAGAUUUUCAGCUGUUGUGGAAACGAAAAUAGAUAUGCGACGAUCCUUUUUUUAUUAUGAUUGAGCUUAAAACGAAGUGAUUAAGUCGAGGUUUGUUUCACACUGCCUUGGGACAUACACCACGAGUGAAAACAAGCAGGACCAUAUGAAACUUCCGCUAGAAAAUGGCUUCGCCCGGUGUAGUUUCCGCGGAUGGGCCGAGCUCCACCAGUGUCUUUAUUUUGGAGGUUAUUACAGCAGAGAGGUACGCCUGGAACCCGAAAGAUGGCUUCCUUGGAGGGUCUGAGCAUCUCGGCUUCAUCCCAGACCAACAAAAGGACCAUGGGGCACAGAGGAAUUGACCCAACUGGAGAGACCACUUAUAAAAAAACCACAUCAUCAGCUUUGAAAGGCGCCAUUCAGCUGGGCAUCACGCACACUGUGGGAAGCUUGAGCCAGAAGCCAGAGAGAGAUGUGCUCAUGCAAGACUUUGAAGUGGUGGAGAGCAUUUUCUUUCCCAGUCAAGGCAGUAGUUCAACUCCAGGCCAUCAUCACGGUGACUUCAGAUUUAAAACGUAUGCUCCCAUUGCCUUUCGCUACUUCAGAGAGAUGUUUGGCAUCCGACCCGAUGACUAUCUGUACUCUCUGUGCAAUGAACCUCUCAUUGAGUUGUCUAACCCUGGAGCCAGUGGUUCUCUCUUCUACGUUUCCAGCGAUGAUGAAUUUAUCAUAAAGACAGUUCAGCACAAGGAGGCAGAGUUUUUACAGACGCUCUUGCCGGGAUACUUCAUGAACCUAAACCAGAACAUGCGAACGCUGCUUCCCAAGUUCUACGGGCACUACUGCGUUCAAGCCGAAGGGAAGAACAUUCGAAUUGUAGUGAUGAACAACCUGCUUCCCUGUGCCGUGCCUAUGCACCUUAAAUACGACCUGAAGGGCUCCACGUAUAAGCGUCGAGCAUCCCCUAAAGAGAGGGCUAAGGGUGUGCCGACGUACAAGGACCUGGACUUCAUGCAGGACCUGCCUGAGGGGUUGCGGCUGGAGAAUGACCACUACAAUGCCCUCUGCAGGACCAUCCAGAGAGACUGUCGGGUACUUCAGAGCUUUAAAAUCAUGGACUACAGUUUGCUCGUGGGUAUCCACAACUUGGACCGGGCACGUCAAGAGGCGUCUACAGCUGUGCCUGAUAACCAGAAAAAGGCACAGGGCCAGAAACCCUUGUACUGCACAGCCAUCGAGUCUAUUCAAGGAGAGGCCAAAGGCAAGACGCCACCACAGCCCUAUGAAAGUAUGGGAGGAAUUCCAGCUUACAGUUCAAAAGGAGAAAGAUUGCUGGUUUUCAUUGGCAUCAUUGAUAUCCUGCAGUCUUAUAGGUUAAAGACUACAUGUGCAAUCCUUCUCUUUGUUCUUGAAAGUUUUUAUAUUUUGCUAAUGACUCUGAAUGCUUACAGGCUUGUGAAGAAAUUGGAGCACUCGUGGAAAGCCCUGCUGCACGAUGGGGACACUGUGUCUGUGCAUCGGCCGAGUUUCUAUGCCGAUCGAUUUCAAAAGUUUAUGUGCACCACAGUCUUCAGAAAACCUCAAUUAAAAACGUCUCCCUCAAAGAAGAGUCGAGGUGGAGCUGUGUCUGGUGGGAAAAAAGCAAACACUGCAGUAUCUUUACAAUCGCAACAACAAUCCCUUCCUGUCGGAGCAGCACAAACAAACCUUGAACAAACACAGCCGGCGGCCCAUGUGCUCCAGCCACAGCAGAAUACAUCACAAUCAUCCGGCUCCAGCAGCAGAGCUGUGUCCCUCAGCUCGGAGACACAAGGAGACGACGGUAUGCAGACAGCUCGUCCUGACCUUCUACUGCAUCAAAGUACUGAAGAUGAUAUCACCAGUAGUUCAGCCGACACAACCCUUUUGGCAACAUCUCCUGAAGGCUCCAGGCCCUCCACAGACACUCCAGCUCUGAGUUGUAGCAGUACAGCUGCUCAGUCUUCUGUGGAAAGUCUAAAUGUGGAAUUUGUUUAACUUUGUGGGAUUGUUCUUCCAACCAGCACAUCAGACCCUUUGUGUCCCUUUAAGAAAAAGAAGAGUUGUCCCAGUAAACAUCUCUAAUGUGAAGGUCUGUGCUCUAUAGCAGAUAAUGUUGCAGUGAAAGACUGUGGUUGACAAGGACAAAACAAAGCCCUCAAGGACAAAGACUUGCUCUCUUUCAAGGACGCCUGAAGAAGAAAAACAUGACUGUAAGGUGCCUUAAACAGCAGAGAAUGUGGGAAAAAAUAACAAAAGAACUGCAUUUGGUCAUGCAAUUGUAAAGAUAUAUUUCCCUCUUUUUAAACUGUUUUCUGGAUGUAGGCUGUACAGCUUCCAAUAUUGCUGCUAAGAAAUGGAUCCAAAAAUGCCGCUGUUGUGGCAAUAUAGUAUAAUAUCACUGUUUGUACAGCUGUCAGACAGAGACAGAAGAAACAGUUUUGUAUUUAUAACUUGAUAAUGUUCACAGCAAAUAAGCGAUGAGAACUUUGCAUCUGACUCUUGGAGAACAAACUGGUCUUUCAAAGUUCACUUUCAAUGUUCCCUCAGUGAGAGUUAAACAUUUUAUAAUGGAUUUAUUUUGCAGAUAAGUGCAGUUUUCCCCCUUAUUUUGCCAAGGAGACCAAUGUGAAACACAUGUUUUUGAGUCGCACUAUUUACUUAGUUAAGCGGGAAAAAAGCAUUGCCUGUUUUACAGACUUUAAAAAAUAUGAUUGUCUGCCAGAAAACAAUCCAUAUCAGGUUGCCUGAACAAUCAUGUUACAAUUUUUUUUAACUUAAAAUCUGUGAAAAUAGUUAAUUUGAGAAAUUUUGUUGAAUGGCUUACUGUAAUAUUGUAGGACAUUUGUGCCUUAACUGCAUAAGCAAUUUUUUUACAUUUUACCUGACAUCAUGCCUGCACAUGGAUUGUACAGACUUGCAUGACCUUCUAAGUACAAAAUCACAGUAUAUAGCAUCUUUAAAAUGUGAGUCUGCAGUAUGUAACUAGUAACUACUAUAAAUAGUUUUUACAGUGCCGUUCGAACCCAAUUGUAAAUUCUCCAGAUUUUUGUUGCUUAUAAAUUUUACAUGAUGUGCAAAGAAUGUAAAUGAAGUGACAGAUAAAAGUAUGGUGAAAAAAAGAUAAAGGUUGUAAAAAUAGUGGAAGUUUAGUACCACGUCUAAAAUACCAAAUUCAGUAUUUUGGGUUGUGGGACUGGUUGGUUUUGGAUAAUAUUUUUUAAAAUAUAAUUUAAAAAACAUGUAAGGCACAAUGAAACUUCAUACAUGGCAGACUACUGUAAAAUGUAAAACAUCCAGCAUCUAUACUGUGUAUCUUUUGAUGUGAUUAAGGAGUUUUAUGGACUAUGUAAGACAGGAACCUCUUUUGGCACGGUUUUGCGGAAUCAAACUAAAAACUGGACCAAAGUGCUAGUUUUAUAUCUUGUUAUACAGUUCCAGUUAGCCUACAUGUAAAGACUGCAAAAGAAGAUGGAAAAAUUUUAAAUAUGAAUAGAGUUUAAGGUACACUGCUGGAUUUUUUUCAUCGGUUGACUUUUUUUAAGUGAAAAGAAACAUUCCUGUACAAAUCAUAUUUAUUUUUAUGUUUGCAUGUAAUUUAUUUCUUUAUCUCAAGUUCCAAAUUGUCUAGUUGUUAUUUUAUGCAACAAGGUGUGUACACACCUGGUGGUUGUGUGAAUUUGGUUCUCAGCAAAUGUAGAUAGAAGGUUAGAAACUUAUACACUCGAGAUCUGGGAUUCUUGUGCAAUUGCUGUUUACUGCUGAACAUGCUGCCUUUUAUCCUUAUUGUCUUAUCAAACUGAGAAUUACGCUGUACCACACUCUUAAAAUGAAAUAUUCCUAAUUAUAUUUUUGUUCUCAACCAGAGGAUGUUGUAAAUGUGUUCAUGGCACCAUUAUUGAUAUUUUCUGCAAUAUUUCAUGUUAUAUGAAAAUAACUUAAAUAAAAAACGGAAAAGCU